UCCGCGAUGAUCUGCUCUCGCUCUACUUCUCGCAUGGCCAUGAUCUCAGCCUUUUCGGCCUCGCUGAUAAACAUGCCGUCAACGGGGUACUUGUCGUCGCCGCCAGCACCCGCGAUACCAGCAGAGCGGCCCGCGCCGCGACUGGGCUCUGCAUCGGAGUCGGAUUCAUCCAUCGAAGCUGAUUCAAGAGAGUUGUGUGAUGGCGCAUCAGAUGCCUCGCCUUCAUCUUCCGACUCAUCCUGUUUUGACCGCCGCUUUGGUUUCGUUUCUGGUGAUUGAGGCGUCUCGUCUUCUGAGGCUGGUGGCGGCGACGCCGAUGCCUCUCUGCUGGCGACCACGGAUCCCUCGUCGUCCGAAUCACCGCCCGCAAGGGCCAGGAGUUCGUCGUCGAUGUCAGCCAUGAUGGAAAUCUGGUGUAGAUGCAGUCCUCGAUGGCCGAAAUAUGCUGUUCAGGGGGUUGUUUUGCAGAGCGGUGGCGAGAAAAGGCCCAACGAUGUCGCAAAUGUUGGGAGGGGAGUCCAAAGGAGCAAACGCGACAGCGAUUCUCGUCUCGAGCCGGUAGUAAGAUGUGAUACGGCGGUGUCAGGAGGGGCAAGAAAGACCUCAGAGCAGAAAAUCCGUUGGUCGAUUCAAUUGUCGUGUCUGUCAACUGAGGGACCAGCGAAGAAGAGGGAUUAAGCACAGCGAAUUGAAGAGCAAAGGAGGGAAGAAAGCCUCGAGCGCCUGAGCCGCAGCACUAAAGCUGCUCGCUAUUGCACUUCUGCCCGGCAAUUAACGCGACGCCCCGUAGCCAAGUCUCCGGCGCUGGUGGCGGAAAAGCGUUUGUCCGUAACAACGACGUCUCUGGCCAAUCGGCAGCGCUGCCGCAUGCAGGUCCCCGUAGGAUAUUCUGCGUCAUGCCUGCAUGGGCCGAGUUCUAAAAGUCGCUAUGCCGUGAUACGGAAACCGGCGUGGGCGAUGAGGUUGAUGAGCCUGGACUGGCAAUCUUCAUAUAUUCUGUCCUUCUAGCUGCUCUCAGAUGAACAUGGCCCCAACACGAUGCCUCGCCAGACAGGCUGGUGUCAUUGGUAGACACUUUCUACCUGCAACUCGCCCUCUGUCUACCAGCGUCCUCCUCCGAGCUCCCACCACGGCAUCAUCAACCUCCGAGCCUUCAAGCUCAAGCUCUCCCAAGAAGCUCAAGCCUCUCACUCAAGAGCAGCGCGACUUUCUCUCCUCUGCUCUUCGAGUCAACCAAGCCGGCGAACUCGCCGCAACACUCAUCUACUCCGCCCAAACCCCCAUCGUCGUCCGCAAACACCCUCACCUCCGCCCUCUCAUGGCUCACAUGUACGACCAAGAAGCCGUCCAUUUCUCAACCUUCAACAGCCUCAUCCACAAACACCGCGUCCGCCCCACGGCCCUCUACCCGCUAUGGUCCGUCCUGGCCAGCGGCCUUGGCUGGUCAACCGCAAUUUUGGGCCGAGAGGCGGCCAUGGCCUGUACCGAGGCCGUCGAGACCGAAAUAGGAAACCAUUACAACGAACAAAUCCGUUCCAUCCUGGAGAUGAUCUCUAGCUGGGAGGCGCAAGGAUACGAUGUUGGUGGUGAGAUUAAGCAGUUGGUGGACACUCUGCGAACGAUACGAGACGAAGAGCUCGAACACCUGGACCACGCUGUGGAUAAUGAUGCCAGAAAAGCAGAGCCCCACUGGCUACUAACCAACGUCAUCAGAGCUGGCUGCCGUGGGGCGAUAUGGGUGAGCGAAAAGGUUUAAAUGAAACUUGAGGCCUUUUGAAAAAUAAUCUGGAUAUACACUUAGCGUAACAUGGUGUGGGACACAUGUAAAACGUAUAUAUAUAUACAUGACCAUGUAUUAUUAAAUAUGUGUGAGUUCAUUACAGUAGCUUAUACGAAACCAAUUGAAGCAAGUCGCCAUGCUUUUUUGAGUAUCUAAAGAAAAAUAGAAAAGGCGAUGCUAUGGCAGAAUGAUUUCCGGACCUCGAUUUGUGCGAUGACCGCCUUAAUGUUGUAUGCAAUAACGUCUCUAUCCCAUUGUAAAUGCAUCGGAAAACACCUACUCCUUGCAUGACUCCUUGCGCCGGCCCAAAAAGUUAAAAAAAAAAAAAAUGAUACACCAAAGAAAGAUUGGUUAAUUGUAAAUGGCAAUAGGUGCCACUCCAUCCACCUGGUAGCCCCAGUUCCCGUUGUGCUCUUCUGUAAGUAGCCAGUCAUAUGGGAACUCGACCACGUUUCCUUGGACCAAGCCCAAAAGCUGCUCGGCCUCGCCACGCGUAGGCAUCUCCUCAAUCAAGAGUCCGCGCCGGCUGCCCUUGGUAGUGGCUCGGCGUCGGCGCUUGACUGUUCCGCCAGUGGCCGUCGCUGUUGCCGGCGCCAGGGGAGGAGCAGCAUUAGUGUCCUUGGAAGACGGCUUGUCCAGCGUUGAGAAAUUUGGCCUACGGUCUCGGCUUUUGCUUCGCGAAACUGGCUUCGAAGAAGAUGAAGUGUCCAUGGUGGGGAAUGGCACGUCCCCUUGAGCAUAAACAGGUGAAGGCGGCUCCAACGAGCUUUGGUUUUCUGUCGUCGUUCCAUCAACAGGCGGGGAGCGAAGAGCUGAGUCCUCUCCGCUGCUGCCACGAGAAACCGGCUUGCCGUUUGCGUCAUCGCCUUCAGGCUCGGGCAGUUGAAUCUUGGGCUGAUCUUCCGUCUUUACAGCUGCUUCGUCACGACGAGGUUCAGUC
Molecule: messenger RNA, 2720 nt
Organism: Trichoderma atroviride IMI 206040
Lineage: Eukaryota; Fungi; Ascomycota; Sordariomycetes; Hypocreales; Hypocreaceae
Biological process (GO): ubiquinone biosynthetic process
Cellular component (GO): mitochondrial inner membrane
Molecular function (GO): 3-demethoxyubiquinol 3-hydroxylase activity
Source: RefSeq, a predicted model, not a curated record